AAUUUGUCUUCUACUUGAAGUCCCCAUUAGGGGCCCAGUGACUUGCGUUUGCGAGAUAUUGGAGUAACAGUCUCAUUAGCAUAUUUGAAACAGAAAACGAUGAGUAAGGUUUCGUUCAGGGCUCGGGCGCUGGACGCCACGAAGCCCAUGCCGAUCUACAAGGCUUGUGAGAUUCCAGACAUGAAGGACUUUGCACAAAUAAAUCGUUCUGUGCCGCAAAUGCCGACUGGAAUGGAGAAGGAGGAAGAAACGGAGCACCAUCUUCAGCGGGCUUUGUCGGCACAGCAAGUGUAUGGCUCUUCAGAGGCUCUGGUCAUUCCCAUUCCAGAGGUGCAAGACAUCUCUGACAGAUAUGACUGUCUCUAUCCGGAGACGUUCAAGCCUACAAAACAGUACAUUCACAUACAAGCAUUCAGUAUGGACCAAGAGAUCCCGGAUUAUGACAUGGACAGUGAUGACGACUCCUGGCUGAACGAGCAGAGCAAGAAGAUGGAAAUCACACCCAUCAAAUUUGAGGAAAUGAUGGACCGACUGGAAAAAGGCAGUGGUCAGCAGGUCGUAACUCUUCAGGAAGCAAAACUGCUUUUGAAAGAGGAUGAUGAUCUGAUCAUAGCCGUGUAUGACUACUGGCUCAACAAGAGGUUGAAAAUGCAACGGCCGUUGAUAGCCACUGUGAAAUCAGAGAAGCGAGAUGGAACAACCACAAACAACCCUUAUGUUGCAUUUCGCAGAAGGACUGAGAAGAUGCAGACUCGAAAGAAUCGCAAAAACGACGAGGUGUCCUAUGAGAAGAUGCUGAAGCUUCGCAGGGAUUUACAGAAAACUCUGACACUGCUGGAAUUAUUGAAACGCAGAGAGAAGAGUAAGAAAGAAUUGCUGCAGCUCACCAUUGAGGUUUUGGAGAAGAGAAAUGAAAUGGAAGAUUACUCGGGCGGUGCCUUGGCUGAGGCGGAGGAGGAGAGAGACAAGCAUCCGACGUUUGUCGCUCCUUUUGCCCUGAACAGUCGCGGGGAGUGGGUGCAGACUUUCAAAGGGGAGGAAGUGGCUCCAGUCCGCAAGAAGCGCCAGUACCGCAAGAGAAAACAGUCGCAGCAACAGCAGCAGUCCAAUCAACUCAUACCUCACGCCGCCUCCCACCACUUCCAGCAGCAACAACAUUCCAGUGGAGAAGUGGAUGUCAUGGAUAGCUCGGAUGAUGACAUGCUCUCGCCUGCUAUGUCGCAGUCAGACCAUGAGGACGAGAACGACCCAGACGGCAUGUUUGCCUUCAAGAGGAGGAAAAAUUGUCACUACCACCAGGCUCUUCACUCUGGGCAGGGCAACUGGCCGUGGUGUGGUCCCGAGGAAGGGGGCCGGGGGGACAAGCGGUUCCGGUUUUCACUUACCUCAUUACCCUCGGGCUGUGUGGGCUAUGCGCGCCGGAGAGUAGGAAGGGGUGGACGGAUUAUAUUUGACAGAACAAGCACUCCUUGGGACGACACGUUGGAACGGCUUGACUUUGGUUCCUCUUACCACCACUCAAGUAUUUAUUCUGACUACGUCACUUACGUCCGAGAAAACAAAAUUCCUCAUUAUAGACCCAAAACCCCUCCCCCAGAAGAUGACCGCCUCUCUCCCUCUGCGGGCUCUGGAAAUUUUGGCGUGGGGGGUAGCUCGGGCUUUGGCGGUGGCUCCAACUACUUUGGCCACGGCAUGCCCACGGAGUUUGACGUGGAGAGCUUCCAGUGCCACCAGGAGGAGCUGCUGGAGCAGCAGCGGGAACAGCAACAGCGCCUCCUCACGGAGGACGGCCACGCAACGACACAGCAGCAACGCGGCAGCAGCACGGUCACCCUCGACCUGGAUCCCGGCCACACGCCCGGACAGCUGGGCAGCCCGCUGACCUUGGACUCUGCCAGCGCGGAGUUUGCCGUCCGGGCCCUGGUGGACUCGCCUAGCAGCCUCGGCAGCUUGCCCGUCCUGGAGGGCGCCACGCCUGGCAGUCUACACACCACCACCCCCACCGCCUCCUCCCCCGUGGGCAGCAGGACCAGCCUUCAGCAGCUCGGCUUCUCGUUGGUCGGCAAAGCGGGGGACAUUGGCGGUGGCGGAGGGGCUCCGGUGAGCGGCAGCAACGGAAAGACUAUCUCAAACUCAUCGAUAUCGUCAGCGUCAUCCUCAUCCUCAUCCCGGCUGGCCCCGCCGCCAGACAGCAAUGCCAAACUGCCCACCAUCUCCAGCGGCACGUUAGCGGCAGCGUCGUCCGUUCCGUCGAUCUCACUGCUGCAUAAAUCCCCCUCGGCCCCCAUCCUGCCACAGUUGAAUGUCUCCUCCUCCGCGUCCGUUCUCUCCUCCAUGCCGUUGUCCUCCACUGCCACCAUCUUGCUUUCUCACCCCGUCAAAAGCAAUGGGCCUCUCUCCUCAUCGACUCACGUCAAAUCAUCCAGCGGGCUUUCAACCUCACCAGCAGCCAACGUGCUCCAGCUCAACUUCCCGGCGACGUCGGCCACGUUGCUCCCCUCUCUGUCUUCGCAGUCGUCCUCGUCCUCCUCGUCUAGUCCGGCGGUGGUGGCCGUGGCCCCGCCCUCUGCCACGCCCACCACCACGCUGCAGCUACAGAGGUCCCUCAACAACAAGCUGGCGGUCAGCCCCGGGGCGGCCAACGCCCUCUACAAGAUGCCCGUCACGGCCGCCUCCACCACCAACUUUGAAAUGCUCAG
Aplysia californica (California sea hare) is the source of this 2699-nucleotide messenger RNA. RefSeq names its product enhancer of polycomb homolog 1. Gene Ontology annotation, biological process: regulation of transcription by RNA polymerase II. The record is from RefSeq and is a predicted model, not a curated record. Gene Ontology annotation, cellular component: piccolo histone acetyltransferase complex. Lineage: Eukaryota; Metazoa; Mollusca; Gastropoda; Aplysiida; Aplysiidae.